AUGGCUCCCGCCUGCCAGAUCCUCCGCUGGGCCCUCACCCUGGGGCUGGGCCUCACAUUCGAAGUCAUACAUGCCUUCCGGUCUCAAGAUGAGUUCCUGUCCAGUCUGGAGAGCUAUGAGAUCGCCUUCCCCACUCGAGUGGACCACAAUGGGGCACUGCUGGCCUUCUCACCCCCGGCUCCCCGGAGGCAGCGUCGGGGCACAAGGCCAACGACAGAGUCCCGCCUCUUCUACAAGGUGGCUGCACCCAGCACCCACUUCCUGCUGAACCUAACCCGCAGCCCCCGCCUUCUAGCAGGGCACGUCUCCGUGGAGUACUGGACACGGGAGGGCCUGGCGUGGCAGAGGGCUGCCCGGCCCCACUGCCUCUACGCCGGCCACUUGCAGGGCCAGGCCGGCAGCUCCCACGUGGCCAUCAGCACCUGUGGGGGCCUGCACGGCCUGAUCGUGGCAGAUGAAGAAGAAUAUUUGAUCGAGCCCCUGCAAGGUGGGCCCAAAGGGGCCCAGGGCCCGGAGGAGAGUGGCCCCCAUGUGGUGUACAAGCGCUCCUCUCUGCGUCACCCCCACCUGGACACAGCCUGUGGAGUGAGAGACGAGAAACCGUGGAAGGGGCGGCCGUGGUGGCUGCGCACCCUGAAGCCGCCACCUGCCAGGCCCCUGGGGAAUGAAACAGAGCGUGGCCAGCCAGGCCUGAAGCGCUCGGUCAGCCGAGAGCGCUACGUGGAGACCCUGGUGGUGGCCGACAAGAUGAUGGUGGCCUACCACGGGCGCCGAGACGUGGAACAGUACGUGCUGGCCAUCAUGAACAUUGUUGCCAAACUUUUCCAGGACUCGAGUCUGGGAAACAUCGUUAAUAUCCUGGUGACACGCCUCAUCCUGCUCACGGAGGACCAGCCCACCCUGGAGAUCACCCACCACGCCGGGAAGUCCCUGGACAGCUUCUGUAAGUGGCAGAAAUCCAUCGUGAACCGCAGCGGCCAUGGCAACGCCAUUCCGGAGAACGGUGUGGCCAACCAUGACACAGCGGUGCUCAUCACGCGCUAUGACAUCUGCAUCUAUAGGAACAAACCCUGUGGCACUCUAGGCCUGGCCCCCGUGGGUGGGAUGUGCGAGCGCGAGCGGAGCUGCAGCAUUAACGAGGACAUCGGCCUGGCCACCGCCUUCACCAUCGCCCAUGAGAUUGGACACACGUUUGGCAUGAACCACGACGGCGUGGGCAACAGCUGCGGGGCCCGCGGCCAGGACCCGGCCAAGCUCAUGGCCGCCCACAUCACCAUGAAGACCAACCCUUUCGUGUGGUCAUCCUGCAGCCGCGACUACAUCACCAGCUUUCUGGACUCGGGCCUGGGGCUGUGCCUGAACAACCGGCCCCCCAGACAGGACUUCGUGUACCCAACGGUGGCACCUGGCCAGGCCUAUGACGCAGAUGAACAGUGCCGCUUCCAACAUGGAGUCAAAUCGCGUCAGUGUAAAUACGGGGAGGUCUGCAGCGAGCUGUGGUGUCUGAGCAAGAGCAACCGGUGCAUCACCAACAGCAUUCCAGCCGCCGAGGGCACGCUGUGCCAGACGCACACCAUCGACAAGGGGUGGUGCUACAAGCGCGUGUGUGUCCCCUUCGGGUCGCGGCCGGAGGGCGUGGACGGGGCCUGGGGCCCGUGGACCCCGUGGGGCGACUGCAGCCGGACGUGCGGCGGCGGCGUGUCCUCCUCCAGCCGGCACUGCGACAGCCCCAGGCCAACAAUCGGAGGCAAGUACUGCCUGGGUGAGAGGCGGCGACACCGCUCCUGCAACACCGACGACUGUCCCCCAGGCUCCCAGGACUUCAGGGAAAUGCAGUGCUCUGAAUUUGACAGCGUCCCCUUCCGUGGAAAAUUCUACACGUGGAAGACAUACCGAGGAGGGGGCGUGAAGGCCUGUUCACUCACAUGCCUGGCCGAAGGCUUCAACUUCUACACGGAGAGGGCAGCGGCCGUGGUGGACGGGACGCCCUGCCGCCCGGACACAGUGGACAUUUGUGUCAGUGGCGAGUGCAAGCAUGUGGGCUGCGACCGGGUCCUGGGCUCCGACCUGAGGGAGGACAAGUGCCGGGUUUGCGGUGGUGACGGCAGCGCCUGUGAAACCAUCGAGGGGGUCUUCAGCCCAGCUUCACCUGCAAUCGGGUAUGAGGAAGUCGUCUGGAUCCCCAAAGGCUCCGUCCACAUCUUCAUCCAGGACCUGAACCUCUCCCUCAGUCACCUGGCUCUGAAGGGGGAGCAGGAGUCCCUGCUGCUGGAGGGGCUGCCCGGGACCCCCCAGCCCCACCGCCUGCCCCUGGCUGGGACCACCUUUCAGCUGCGGCAGGGGCCAGAUCACACGCAGAGCCUAGAAGCCCUGGGACCCAUAAAUGCGUCUCUCAUCGUCAUGGUGCUGGCCCGGACUGAGCUGGCUGCCCUCCGCUACCGCUUCAACGCGCCCAUCGCCCGAGAUGCACUGCCCCCCUACUCCUGGCACUACGCACCCUGGACCAAGUGCUCGGCCCAGUGUGCCGGCGGCAGCCAGGUGCAGGCCGUGGAGUGCCGCAAUCAGCUGGACAGCUCGGCCGUGGCUCCCCACCAUUGCAGUGCCCACAGCAAACUGCCCAAGAGGCAGCGCGCCUGCAACACAGAGCCCUGUCCGCCCGACUGGGUGGUAGGCAACUGGUCGCGGUGCAGCCGCAGCUGUGAUGCGGGUGUGCGCAGCCGCUCCGUCGUGUGCCAGCGCCGCGUGUCAGCUGCCGAGGAGAAGGCGCUGGACGACAGCGCGUGCCCGCAGCCGCGCCCGCCGGUCCUGGAGGCCUGCCAAGGCCCCGCCUGCCCUCCCGAGUGGGCCGCCCUGGACUGGUCGGAGUGCACCCCGAGCUGCGGGCCCGGCCUCCGCCACCGCGUCGUCCUGUGCAAGAGCUCGGACCACCGCGCCACGCUGCCCCCCGCGCACUGCCCGCCCGCAGCCAAGCCUCCGGCCACCAUGCGUUGCAACUUGCGCCGCUGUCCCCCGGCUCGCUGGGUGACGGGCGAGUGGGGCGAGUGCUCCGCGCAGUGCGGCAUCGGGCAGCAGCAGCGCGCCGUGCGCUGCUCCAGCCACACGGGCCAGCCGUCCCGCGAGUGCGCAGAGGCUCUGCGGCCCCCGGCCACGCAGCAGUGCGAAGCCAAGUGCGACAGCGCGCCCCCCGGGGACGGCCCCGAAGAGUGCAAGGAUGUGAACAAGGUCGCCUACUGCCCCCUGGUGCUCAAAUUUCAGUUCUGCAGCAGAGCCUACUUCCGCCAGAUGUGCUGCAAAACCUGCCAGGGCCGCUAG
Canis lupus familiaris (dog) is the source of this 3312-nucleotide messenger RNA. It is a transcript of the gene ADAMTS10, whose product is annotated as ADAM metallopeptidase with thrombospondin type 1 motif 10. The record is from RefSeq and is marked provisional. Gene Ontology annotation, biological process: proteolysis; extracellular matrix organization. Gene Ontology annotation, molecular function: metalloendopeptidase activity. Lineage: Eukaryota; Metazoa; Chordata; Mammalia; Carnivora; Canidae. Gene Ontology annotation, cellular component: extracellular matrix.